AUGGCUCUCAAUAGUGCUGCUCCGAAUGCAGCUGGUGGGACCAUCGAGCUUGUCAGGCCGCAAAAUGCAGAAGCGGAAUCCUCGGGACUACAAGUCCAGUUCUACGUAAUAGACGAUAGAGGUGGCCAUUGUCAAGGCAAAUUGCCAGUGUGA
Messenger RNA from Letharia columbiana, 153 nucleotides. RefSeq lists its product as uncharacterized. The transcript has 2 exons. NCBI's taxonomy places the organism in Eukaryota, Fungi, Ascomycota, Lecanoromycetes, Lecanorales, Parmeliaceae. The record is from RefSeq and is a predicted model, not a curated record. Bases 1 to 153 code for a protein of 50 amino acids.